Aspergillus sclerotioniger CBS 115572 is the source of this 935-nucleotide messenger RNA. RefSeq names its product DODA-type extradiol aromatic ring-opening family dioxygenase. The transcript has 5 exons. Gene Ontology annotation, molecular function: oxidoreductase activity, acting on single donors with incorporation of molecular oxygen; zinc ion binding; ferrous iron binding. The record is from RefSeq and is a predicted model, not a curated record. NCBI's taxonomy places the organism in Eukaryota, Fungi, Ascomycota, Eurotiomycetes, Eurotiales, Aspergillaceae. The coding region runs from base 1 to 873 and encodes 290 amino acids.
AUGUCCACGGCAGCAAGCGACAAGCUGCCCACGUAUUUUAUCGGCCAUGGGGGCGUAAGUAUCCUCUUCAAACCCGGCUAUGGGCCCGUCCAGCAAGAUCUGCGCGAGAUCGGCAAGGAAAUCAAAGCUCUGAAGCCAGAGGCUAUUGUGAUCACUUGUGGUCACUUUCAGAGUGAGAAUGAUACCAUCCAGGUUAACCUAAAAGAACCGACGAAGGUCUGGCAUGACCUGGGCCCAUCCUGGCACACUACAUUCCCACAUGUUUUCGAAUAUCAAUACCCGCACAAAUCUUCCAGGGCAUUGGGCGAGAAAGUAUUGCGACAUUUGGUCGACCAAGGGAUUAAGGCAGAGGGCGUUGAGCGCGACCUCGAUCAUGGGGUAUGGGUACCCUUUAAACUCAUGUUCCCUGAUGGAGAGGAUGAAUUGGAUAUCCCCAUCCUGGAAGUUUCCACAUAUGAUGGUAACGAUCUGGAUGCGCAUGUUCGACUCGGUGAAGCUCUUUCAUCACUACCCGGCCGAAUCCUAAUCAUUGGAUCAGGAAUGAUAGUCCACAAUCUCCGCGCAACUCGUGAAGGAACCGCUGGCACCACAGUGGCUAGAUCGGUAGAACAGGCGGCCUUGAAGUCCCUCGCUGCGCCGACUCCGCGGGAGAGAGACACUCGUUUUCUAGAUUUGCAGAAACGUGAGGAUUGGGUUGACGCGCAUCCCACCGAGGAGCAUGUUUUGCCCUUAUAUGUGACACUGGGCGUGGGACGGGAUUGGCCCGAGUAUAAGGUGUGGAAUCAGGACCGGUACAUCAUCGGACAGUCCUAUCUCUCGUUUCGGCUUGGCGCGCUGCCUGCCACAAGUAACGGGUUAACUGGGCAUCUCUAGGUGCCAAGAUCACUCCGCGGAGUGACUGCUAUCAGUGUGGAUUCGGCGUUGGGAAAAUCUGC